AUGAAUUUAUAUACAUGUACAUCUGAUAAGUGCCUUUCCACAGGAGAUGAGUGUUUACAAUUGCGAAAUACCGAAGAUUUUUUUCGAAAAAGAAGUUUGAAAUUUUCCAAAUUAGAUGCGACAUGGAUACAUUUUGCUCCUUUUAUUGUAAGUCCCACAGAAGGCAUUCAUGUAGAAGUCAUCAAUAUGAUUGCAUCUUAUUUACACGUGAACAUUAAUUAUGUAGAAUCACAAAGCCUAAUCAAUCCCUUGGCAGUAGAACCUAAGUUUAAAGAAAAUUUUUAUGACUUUUCUGUUGUGCCUUAUGUUAAUGAAACAACCCAGUUCGAUAAAACCAUGACCUUUACAGAAGAUGUACCAGUUUACGUAACACCUAGAAUUGUUAUUAAUAAAAAAUGGCAAAUUUUCUAUCGAGAGUUUGAUAACAAAAUUUGGAUAUGUUUUUUCAUAAUGAUUGUAUUCUUAUACAUACUUUUUAAAUUCAGCCAUCUAAUAUUUCCUUAUAAGAGCGAUUUCUCUGCGUUUGAAAUUAUUUUAGGAGUCCUUUUAGGAAGCAUUGGAGAGAUUAACACUAGAACUAUUUCACUAAAACUUUUGUUAACUUUGUAUGUUUUCUUUAGUCUCUUGUUUACAACUAUUUAUAGAAGCAAAAUGUUCGAUAUGAUGAAGACAGAUUUAUCGACCCAAUUAAUUACAUCCAGAGAGGAUAUUUUGAAGUCAAAUUUAAAGAUUGGUAUGCCUGGUGCACCGUUUAUUCGGCUACUUAAAUUAUCACAAAAUCCAUUCGAAUCAGCUUUGGUAGCAAAUGACCGUGUAAUCAACUGUUUUAACUUUACUGCAUGCGUGGAUAGAGUAGUUUUUAAUAAAGAUAUCAUUGCAAAACGCUUGAUCAAAGCAAUGCAAUUCUUGAUCCCAGCCAUAUAUUUAGACUCAAAGGGAAGAUCGCUUAUAUAUAUUAUCAAAGAUCCGGAUGUAGUUCCUUUCCAUUUCGGGAUACUUUUUCUUAAAGGGCAUCCUUUAUUUGAAAAAUUCAAUAAGAAUAUUCUCUUACUUAAAGAAGCUGGCUUUAUUAGACAUUUAUGCAAAAUCUACGAAAGUAAUUACGAAAAAGCUAUGAUUUUGGCACAAAACAAGCAAGCUUUGCAGUACUCAAAACUACAAUUAGAAACUCUAGAAUCUACGUUUUUCAUCUAUUUAUUUGGUAUAACUGCCAGUAUAAUUGUGUUUUCUAUAGAAACUUACCUUUAA
Messenger RNA from Diabrotica balteata, 1248 nucleotides. Lineage: Eukaryota; Metazoa; Arthropoda; Insecta; Coleoptera; Chrysomelidae. The record is from the annotation of a GenBank genome assembly.